AUGGAAGAAAAGACGGUGCUUCUGGAAAUGGUCAAAAAGAAGAGGAAGAUGACUUCAAGAAUUGGGAGACGCGUGUUGUGCUCGUCGCAAAGUCAUCGGCCACAAACACCCCCGCCAGCGCCAGACAUUCCUGAACCAGUGGCAGAGGCUCCAUCCAUUGCCUCCGAGUCGCCUGAUUGCUGCUCCAAAAUGGCACCGAAGGGAUUCGAAAGGUUCUUGUCGUCGUUGAAUGAGUAUGGCACUCAACAUAGGAUUGAUUCGCUUUUCCCUAACAUGAAUAGUGACUACUUCAACACCGACACUUUUUCCGACGUUGUCAUUGUGUGCGAAGACCAAGAGUUCAAGGUGCACAGAUUGGUGCUAGCAUGCCACUCCAAGUAUUUCGAGAAGCAGCUCAAUGGGAAUUGGAAGGACUUUGACCCAGGCAUUGUGGAAUCUAUGUUACGGUAUAUGUAUUCCUUCAAUUACAGCAACAUCCGUGGUGUUUCGUCAAUGGUCCAUGACGCCCAGGUCUACCAGAUUGCAGACAAGUACGACAUACCGACACUAAAAGAAUAUUCCAAGGACAGAUUCUGCAAAUUUAUUACCACUGGCUGGAAUAUGGAUGAGUUUCCACUUGCUAUCAAUGUUGUAUAUGAAUCUACGCCUUCCGAGGACAGAGGACUUCGCGACUUGGUAGUCGAAACCUCCCUCUUACACCUGGAUACACUUUUAGAGCAGGACGGUUUUAGCAACAUCCUCAGAACAAAUGCUGACUUCUCUGCCGAUCUCAUACCUUUUCUUACACCAAACACCAGCAUCAAGGAAUGC
Messenger RNA from Clonostachys solani, 810 nucleotides. The record is from the annotation of a GenBank genome assembly. NCBI's taxonomy places the organism in Eukaryota, Fungi, Ascomycota, Sordariomycetes, Hypocreales, Bionectriaceae.